GCGCACUUUUUGUAUUCAAUAUUUUCAUAACAUAACCUCAUUGAUAGUAUACAUUAUACAUAAACAAAUAGUUAUUGUAAGAGCAGGAGUGAAUAGAAAAUGUCACCAAACGUGGCUAAAACAGUGCCCAAUUUGCCAUGGGUUGAAAAGUAUAGACCAAAUAAAUUAUCUGAUCUUAUUUCUCACGAAGAGAUCAUCCAAACAAUCAACAAGUUCAUUGAUGAAAAUCAGCUGCCUCACUUGUUACUGUAUGGUCCUCCAGGUACUGGUAAGACCAGUACGAUUCUUGCAUGUGCCAAAAAACUUUACACACCACAGCAGUUUAAUUCAAUGGUUUUGGAGCUGAAUGCGUCAGAUGAUAGAGGUAUUGGUAUUGUUAGAGGUCAGAUAUUAAGUUUUGCCAGCACAGGCACAAUGUACAGAUCGGGGUUCAAAUUAAUUAUACUUGAUGAAGCUGAUGCCAUGACUAAUGACGCUCAAAAUGCACUUAGAAGAAUUAUUGAAAAGUACACUGAUAAUGUAAGAUUUUGUAUUAUAUGCAAUUAUUUGAGCAAAAUCAUCCCUGCCCUUCAAUCUCGUUGUACAAAGUUUAGAUUUGGCCCACUUGCUCCAGCACAAAUUCUGCCACGUUUAGAGCAUGUUGUUAAAGAAGAAAAUGUUAAUGUGACGGAAGAUGGCAAGCAGGCGUUAAUGACUUUAAGUGGUGGUGAUAUGAGAAGAGUUAUUAAUGUUUUACAAAGCACGUGGCUAGCUUUUGGAUGCGUCAAUGAAGAAAAUGUUUACGCCUGUGUUGGGCAUCCGCUACCAAAUGAUAUAAAGAACAUUGUUAAUUGGCUUUUAAAUGAAUCUUAUGAAUUUGCUUACAACAAAGUUCAAGAUUUAAAAACUAGAAAAGGACUAGCUUUACAGGAUAUAUUAACAGAACUUCAAGGUCUUGUUAAUAAGAUUGAGUUUCCAGAUGAUGUAUUGAUUGAACUUAUUAUAAGGAUGGCAGAAAUUGAAAAACGGGUCAUCAGUGGCUGUAACGAAGCUGUACAGUUGAAUGCUCUUGUUUCUGCAUUUCAAAAGCCUCGAGAAAUAGAAAUUCCUUGA
Copidosoma floridanum is the source of this 1092-nucleotide messenger RNA. RefSeq names its product replication factor C subunit RfC3 (gene RfC3). Gene Ontology annotation, biological process: DNA repair; DNA-templated DNA replication. Gene Ontology annotation, cellular component: DNA replication factor C complex; nucleus. The record is from RefSeq and is a predicted model, not a curated record. Lineage: Eukaryota; Metazoa; Arthropoda; Insecta; Hymenoptera; Encyrtidae. Gene Ontology annotation, molecular function: DNA clamp loader activity; ATP binding; ATP hydrolysis activity.